CCAUGGUUGCACAGCCCUGUGCGAGUUUCAGUUGCCAGGGCAACGGGAUAGACAGAAGCUGGGUCCUAGAAGGCGACAGCGGCUAUGGAGACUGUAUCCAAUUCUGGGCAUGAUUUGCCCUUCCUGCCGGGCUAUUCCUUCAACGACCCCACGAAAACUACUUUUCCCCGAAGCCAGACAUUGGGAUACAGGAAUGGCUAUGCCUGCUCUGUACUUCCAGUGGGGGCCAGCAAAGAAUGUCUCCAUGUAAACCAGCUGUUCCAAGAAAUGAAAAAUAAGAAACCUACACCGACUUAUGAAGAAAGCAAGCAGGUUCCACCUUCUGAGUUUGUUCCUGCACAUGUGGCUUUUGACAAAAAGGUAUUGACAUUUGAUGCCUAUUUCCAAGAGGAUGUUCCUAUGUCUACCGAGGAGCAUUAUAGGAUCCGAAAGGUGAUCAUGUAUUAUUAUCUGGAGGAUGACAGUAUGUCAAUCACGGAGCCUAUUGUGGAAAAUUCUGGUAUUCCUCAGGGAAAAUUCAUCAAGCGCCAGCGACUGCCUAAGAAUGAGCGUGGGGACCAUUACCACUGGAAAGACCUGAAUCGGGGAAUCAACCUUGUAAUUUAUGGAAAGACAUUCCGUAUUGUUAACUGUGACCCUUUUACAGAGGUAUUUUUAGAGAGUCAAGGAAUUGAACUGAAUCCACCAGAGGAAAUGGCUUUGGACCCUUAUACUGAACUUAGAAAAAAUCCUCCCCGCAUGUUUGUCACCCCAUCAGACUUUGAUCAAUUUAAACAGUUUCUGACCUUUGAUAAAAAGGUUCUCCGAUUCUAUGCGAUUUGGGAUGACACAGAUCGCAUGUUUGGGGAGACUCGAAACUAUAUUAUUCUCUACUAUCUUGCUGAUGACACAGUAGAGGUCCGAGAGGUUCAUGAACGGAAUGAUGGCCGAGAUCCUUUCCCAGUCCUGGUGAAGCGCCAGCGCUUGCCCAAAAUCCUGGUGGAAAAUUCAAAAAGCUUCCCUCGAUGUGUCCUGGAAGUUUCUGAUCAGGACGUACAAGAAUGGUACACUGCCAAAGAUUUUGCUGUGGGGAAGCCUGUUACCAUGCUUGGACGGACUUUCUUCAUCUAUGAUUGCGACAAAUUCACUCGAGACUUUUGCCGAGACAAAUUUGGGCUUCCUGAAUUCCCAACCAUUGAUGUGAGCAAGAAACCCCCACCUGUCAUAAAACAGGAAUUACCUCCCUAUAAUGGUUUUGGACUCAUUGAAGAUUCUGCUCAGAAUUGCUUUGCCCUGAUUCCAAAGCCUCCCCGAAAAGAUAUUAUCAAGAUGUUGAUGGGUGAUAACAAGGUGCUUCGAUAUAGGGCUGUGCUGGAAUCCCCUAUUCCUGAAGAUAAAGGACGCCAUUUUAUCUUCUCUUAUUUCUUAGCCACAGAUAUGGUCAGUAUUUUUGAGCCACCAGUCAGAAAUUCUGGCUUCUUUGGUGGUAAAUUCCUCACAAAGACCAAAAUUGCUAAGCCAGGAUCCUCUUUAGACAAACCCUCUUUCUAUGGACCUGGUGAUUUUUAUAUUGGUGCUCUCAUUGAAGUUUUUGGCCAUAGAUUCAUCAUCCAAGAUGCAGAUGAAUAUGUUUUGAAAUAUCUGGAGAGCCAUGCAGACAAAUAUCCCCAGUCAACAAUCCUGUCACUCAAAAACCAUUUCUCAAAACCGAAAUCUAAGACAGAGGAAUCUGACAGUGCACCUACUCCAGAGAAUGUGGAGAUGGAAACUGUAAUAAAGCACAUCCAGGAACGGUUCAAGAAUUGCAUAUCUUUACUUGAAGGCCCCGUCUACGAAGCAUUUCAAGUUCUUGACAAGGAGAAUACAGGAUCUGUGGACAGAGAGAAGUUCUGUGGUGUCUGCAAAAAUUUUAACAUACCAGUUGGUGAUUUCCUUAUUAACGAGUUAAUCAGACUGUGUUCCAGUGACAAAGGCAAAAUCAACUACAACAACUUCAUCAAAGCUUUCUCCUAGUGACCUGAUCUAUGUGGAGAAAACUAAAUGAGAUGUUCUAUAUAUGAAAUUAAUUUUAAAUUUAUAUGUAACCUUACACAUAUAUCUACAUAUGAAAUUAGUUUGAAAUACACAUGUAUCCUGAACUACUGA
Molecule: messenger RNA, 2124 nt
Organism: Sarcophilus harrisii (Tasmanian devil)
Lineage: Eukaryota; Metazoa; Chordata; Mammalia; Dasyuromorphia; Dasyuridae
Gene: EFHC1
Product: EF-hand domain containing 1
Exons: 11
Coding region: 85-1992 (635 amino acids)
Biological process (GO): cilium-dependent cell motility; mitotic spindle organization; mitotic cytokinesis
Cellular component (GO): axoneme; mitotic spindle
Molecular function (GO): calcium ion binding; alpha-tubulin binding
Source: RefSeq, a predicted model, not a curated record